GCAGCGGACGUUUAAUGCGCAUCGAGUUCGCGUCCUCCAAUGCAGUUUUAGCAUAGGCCAACUGUGAUCCGAAGUCUGUAUAGUUACAAUCUUAACACGAAAAGGGAAAAAAACCACUUCGAAACACAAGUUUCAAGUUUUAGUCUUUGCACGUGCAAACUGCAGCUGGUCGUUAACGAAACUUGCAGUACAUAACGCAGACUGUUCACGUUUGGCGUUGUUCUGAAAAACCAAGUACAAUGUUCAUGAGAAACAUCAAUGUCGGACUCCUGGUCGUAUGCAUUAUGCUCGGAGCUACUGUAACAACCGCAGCAAUGGUCUGCUACUUUGGCCAGGCACCAGACCCGGAAUCAAACGACGCUCUCCGCUGGAUGAUCCCAAUUGAGGAUCCCUGCCGAUGUACGGAAGUCAAGCUCGGAGGAGUGAACACUCGCACAUCUCGCCUCCCCUUCAAAGUGAAAUAUUACGACACCUUUCUGCGAAGCCGCAAUUCGGAUGAGAUUCAAGCCUGGCUGAAUUGUAAUGCAAGUUCUCCCAGGCCCGUGUUUUCAGACUGUCCUGCUGACGAUAUCAACGUUGCCGACCCAUCCGUUACCUACACCACUCCGACUGCCAAGGACGCAGACACCGGUGUACCACUCACCGUGUCUUGCAGUCCGAGUCCAGCGAUGAAUGUCACUCAGAACCACACGAUGGUCACUUGCCGGGCAAGCGAUGCUGCUGGAAAUGUGGCCACGCAAGAGUGUACUUUCAAUGUAAAACUAGCUUGCCGUGACCCGCUAGGGAUGGAGAGCGGUGCCAUACCAGAUAGCAGUCUGUCGGUAUCAGAUGUUGGUCACGCUGGCUUUUCCGCCCGAAGAUCUCGGCUCAAUGUCAAUGGUAACUUAUAA
This is a messenger RNA of Patiria miniata (bat star), 890 nucleotides long. RefSeq lists its product as uncharacterized. The transcript is spliced from 4 exons. NCBI's taxonomy places the organism in Eukaryota, Metazoa, Echinodermata, Asteroidea, Valvatida, Asterinidae. The record is from RefSeq and is a predicted model, not a curated record. Bases 240 to 890 code for a protein of 216 amino acids.